Messenger RNA from Metarhizium brunneum ARSEF 3297, 1701 nucleotides. NCBI's taxonomy places the organism in Eukaryota, Fungi, Ascomycota, Sordariomycetes, Hypocreales, Clavicipitaceae. The record is from RefSeq and is a predicted model, not a curated record.
AUGGCCGACUUGAUUCGCGACGCUCCCAUCGGACAAAUCAUUCGUUGGAUCACCAAUAACCGCCGUCUACAAUACCCCGAAGAGAAGCCCGGGUUUAAGCUCCCUACGAAAUGGACGCACAAUCCAUUCAAUGACUUGGAUUCUGGCUUAUGCUCGCCAACCACGAUCCGCAGCGGACCUUCGUCGCCUCGUCAACCCGGCUUCGACGGCGACGGCGACUACGAACUGGAGACAAUUACGUUUGACAGAAAAAAGUCCAUCGGCUCACCUCGUGCGAGUGAAUUCAACAAUGAACUCAAAGAUGACAGUAAUUUGCAUGUGGUGGACUGGUAUGGAAGCAAUGACUCUGACAAUCCUUACAAUUGGUCAAAUGGCAAGCGGUUCUUGAUAACGCUCAUCAUUUGUCUGUAUACCUUUGUCGUGUACAUGUCAUCUGCAAUCUAUACAAGUUCCACAGAAGGCGUCAUGAAAGAAUUCAAAGUCACCAUAGUCGAGGCUACUCUAGGAUUAUCACUCUACGUCCUCGGCUAUGGCAUCGGGCCAUUGAUCUUCUCACCACUCAGCGAGAUACCAUCCAUUGGUCGAAACCCCGUCUACAUCAUCACCAUGACGCUUUUUGUCAUCAUCUCUGUGCCCACAGCGUUCGCGUCGGAUUUCCAUACCCUCGUUGCACUUCGCUUUUUCCAGGGCUUCUUUGGCUCGCCCUGUCUAGCUUCGGGAGGUGCUUCGGUUGGCGACAUUUACAGCAUGGAGGCACUGCCCUAUGCUAUGCUGGCCUGGGUCUCUGCUUCCUAUUGCGGCCCUGCCCUGGGACCCCUUUUGAGUGGAUUUUCUGUUCCCGCCAUGCACUGGCGAUGGUCCUUGUUCGAGACCAUCUGGGCCUCUAUUCCUGUGCUGGUCCUCAUGUUCCUCUUCCUCCCGGAAACAAGCAGCGAGGGUAUCCUGUUUCAACGCGCCCAGCGACUUUCUAAACUAACCGGCAAGCGAUUCGUAAUCCGGAGCCAUAUGGACAAGACACAUGGCAGCCGCACUUCGGCCCUUGUCGGAGCCCUCAUCAAGCCCAUCGAGAUUUCAUUCAAAGAUCCGGCCGUGCUUCCACCUAUCGUCCACACCCUACAUUUCUCUGACCAUCAACUCGCAGUCUUUGAAGUCUUUCCGCUAGUCUACCCCGUCUAUUACGGCAUGAACCUGGGCCAAAUGGGCCUUGUGUUCCUGUGUGUUCUCAUCGCUUGCAUACUAGGCGUAAUUGCCUACAGCGUAUGCCUCUACUUCUUGGGUCGCAGUGGCUUUGCCACACAAGAGAGACGCCUGCUUCCAGCACUGGGGUUCUGUUUUGGGCCUACAAUCGGGCUUUUCAUGUUUGCCUGGACAGCCAGACCUUCCAUUCACUGGAUUGCACCCACCAUUGGAAUUACCAUAUAUGGAGCCAGUGUCUUUGUUGUUUUCCAAUGUCUCUUCAUCUACAUUCCGCUCAGCUAUCCCAAUUAUGCCGCCAGUCUUUUCGCCGCCAAUGACUUUUUCCGCAGCGCAAUGGCCUGUGCAAGCGUUUCGUUUGCCCAUCCCUUGUUCACCAAUCUGGGUGUCGCCAGAGGUGUCAGCGUCUUGGGUGGACUGAGUUUAAUUGGAAUUGCAGGUAUCUGGCUUCUUUAUUGGUUCGGCGGGAGACUCCGUGCCAUGAGCAAGUUUGCAGCCAAGACUUGA